AUAAAGCCAGGCACAUUUUCGCUGGUAAGUCCUUUACUUUCGUUCCUUAUUCCCAAACAAAUGGCCACAGAACGCGACAGAGCUGUUCUUCAAACCAUAUUCAACCCAACGACGCCUUUCGGCGAUGUUGUUGGCUUAAAUGAAAAGGAGGAUGUGACAGAUGAUGAUGGUGCCUUUGACGUAAAGCUCCUGAGGCAGGUGAAAGACCUGGAAAUCCAAGGGGUUUCGGCUGCGGAGUCCGGUGACGUGUCCAAGGCCCUAGAACAUUUUAACCAGGCAAUCGGUUUGUUACCUCAGAGGGCCUCUGCAUACAACAACAGAGCACAGGCCCGCAGACUCCAGGGGGACGCAGCAGGUGCAAUGCAGGACCUGGAACAGGCCAUUUCUUUAAGCGGGGGCGCCGGCCGCACGGCCUGCCAGGCUCUGGUGCAGCGGGGGCUGCUGUUCCGUCUGACUGGCCGCAACGAGGAAGCGAGGCUGGACUUCGAGCGGGCCGCCGCACUGGGAAGCGAAUUCGCCCGACAGCAGGCCGUGCUUCUGAAUCCGUACUCCGCGCUCUGCAAUCGCAUGCUGUCCGAGAUGAUAUGCAAACUGCGCAAUCCAGACUGGCCUGAGACACCGUCGCAGUAGGCAUUUCGAAUGCUGUCGCAUUAAACAUCUGGAUAUUUCGAGUCGCAUUGAAUGAAUAAAGUAUGAUUAUAUUUUUAAGGUA
This is a messenger RNA of Brienomyrus brachyistius, 712 nucleotides long. RefSeq names its product tetratricopeptide repeat domain 36 (gene ttc36). The record is from RefSeq and is a predicted model, not a curated record. Gene Ontology annotation, biological process: cilium assembly. NCBI's taxonomy places the organism in Eukaryota, Metazoa, Chordata, Actinopteri, Osteoglossiformes, Mormyridae. Gene Ontology annotation, molecular function: protein binding. The transcript is spliced from 3 exons. Bases 61 to 630 code for a protein of 189 amino acids.